Molecule: messenger RNA, 1287 nt
Organism: Colletotrichum costaricense
Lineage: Eukaryota; Fungi; Ascomycota; Sordariomycetes; Glomerellales; Glomerellaceae
Exons: 2
Coding region: 1-1287 (428 amino acids)
Source: RefSeq, a predicted model, not a curated record
AUGGGCCUCCUGAACGGCAUCCGCCUGAGCGCCCGCCGCCUCCUCCGCUCCCGCCCCUUCCGCAACCUCGCCCUCAUCGUAACCCUCUACGUCCUCCUCGACGCCCUCCGCUACCAGCGCCGCGUCACCUCGGCCCCGCGCCACGACCCCUCCCGCCCGCGGCGCGCGGAGCGCAUCUACAUUGCAGGAAUGCACUACAACGACGCCUCCGUGAUCCGGACACACUGGAAUAAAGCUGUGCUAGACCUCGUCGAGGCGCUUGGGCGCGAGAAUGUCUAUGUGUCGGUGUACGAGAGCGGGAGCUGGGACGAUACCAAGGCGGCGCUGAGGGAGCUGGACGGGGUGUUGGAGAAGAGGGGGGUCAGGAGGAAUGUGGUGCUUGACGAGAGGACGCAUGCGCAGGAGGUGGAGGAUGUUCCUGCGGAGGGGGAGGAGAGGGAAGGGUGGGUUACGACGCCGAGGGGGAAGAGGGAGAUGAGGAGGAUACCGUUUCUUGCGAGGUUGAGGAAUUUGACGUUGCGGGAUUUGUGGAAGUUGGGGGAGGAGGGGGAGAUGUUUGAUACGGUGCUCUUUUUGAAUGAUGUUGUGUUUACGACCGAAGACGUCCUCGCGCUGCUCGACACCAACGGCGGCAUCUACGCCGCAGCCUGCUCCCUCGACUUCGCCCACCCGCCCUCCUACUACGACACCUUUGCGCUGCGCGACUCGGCGGGCCAAGCGACGCUGAUGCAGCGGUGGCCGUACUUCCGCUCCGAGGCGAGCCGCGCCGCCAUGAUGGCCUACUCGGACGCCGUGCCCGUGCGGAGCUGCUGGAACGGGAUCGUGGCGAUGCCGGCGGCGCCGUUUUUGGCGAAUCGGCGGGGCGCGGCUGGAGGUAUCAAGAGGCUUGCGUUCCGCGGGGUGGACGAUUCGUUGGCUGAGGAGGCGCAUCUCGAGGCGAGCGAGUGUUGUCUCGUUCAUGUGGACAAUCCGUUGUCGGAGCAGUUGGGGGUGUUUGUGAAUCCGAGGGUGAGGGUCGGGUAUUCGCCUGCUGCGUAUGAGGCUGUGAAUCCGGGUGGUGGCAGGCGUUGUUGGCUUUCUGUGUGGAGGAUUGUGGUUGGGGUUUGGGAGGGACGGGUGAGGCGGGUGUUGACGAGUGAGAGGGUUAAGGAGUGGGUUGUGAGGAAGAGGUUGAACGAGUGGGAAGCUCGCGGUGGUGGUGACCAGAAGAUGAGGAGCGAGAAGGGGGUUGAUUGUUUGAUAAAUGAGGGGCAGGUGCUUGUGUACAAUGGAUGGGCUCACGUAUGA